Symbiodinium sp. CCMP2456 is the source of this 245-nucleotide messenger RNA. NCBI's taxonomy places the organism in Eukaryota, Dinophyceae, Suessiales, Symbiodiniaceae. The record is from the annotation of a GenBank genome assembly.
AUGCUGGCGUGCUUCUCUGGCAGAAUCGAGGUCCUUGGCUUCCUUUUGGAGGCCGGGGCCAGCCCAGACAGGUGCUGCGAGGAAAACGUCUCCUCCCUCUUCGUGGCAGCCAAUGUGGGCCACUUGGAAGUUGUGCGACUGCUCCUUGGGGCCCGUGCUGAUAUGGACCCAAAGGACCUCCUGGGCAGAACACCUCUCUGGACGGCUUGCGCCAAGGGGCACGCCCAGAUUGUGGCGAUGCUCCU